UUUAGAGCAAAGACCUAAAACUACCGCUCAAUCCUGGACAGAGACUGAUCCCUCUGAGUUUAUUGGAGCAGCUGCUGUAUUUAGGGAUACCGUAUACUGAAAUGCCAAAAACGAUACAUGCUUAUAUUUAAUUGGUGUUUAACAGUCUUCGGAAUGACAGAAGGUUACGGUUAUGAGUCUCAAUGAAUACAAGAAAACGCCACGGUUCUAGAAGUACAGAGCAGGGAGUAUAUCUUGGACCCUCCCAAACACAAGUGUAUCCCCCUGCAUCCAGCCCUCCUGUUUAUCAGCCUCAACCACCACCUCCUCCUCCUCCCUUAACAAUUAUUGACGAUACCAUGUCUUGUAGAGAUCGAACACAGGAGUUUCUGUCAGCCUGCAAAUCCCUGCAGGGGAGACAGAAUGGGGUCCAAAUUAACAAACCAACUCUGACUGCUGUAAAGCAGAGAAGUGACUUUACGCUAAUGGCAAAGAGAAUCGGGAAGGAUUUAAGUAACACAUUUGCCAAACUGGAAAAGCUUACUAUACUUGCCAAACGGAAGUCUUUGUUUGAUGACAAAGCCAUCGAAAUAGAGGAGCUGACUUACAUAAUUAAGCAGGACAUUAACAGUCUGAACAAACAGAUUGCUCAGCUGCAGGAAUUUGUGAAAGCUCGGGGUAACCAGAAUGGAAGACACUUACAAACACAUUCCAAUACAAUUGUCGUUUCAUUACAGUCCAAAUUGGCAUCCAUGUCAAAUGAUUUUAAGUCUGUACUUGAAGUCCGCACAGAGAAUCUCAAGCAGCAGAGAAGUAGAAGAGAACAUUUCUCCCAGCUACCAGUUUCAGGGUCACCUUUGCAUGCUAAUAAUUUUGGCAACUCUGUUCUGAUGCAGGAUGAAUCUCGACGAUCAGGUGAUGUUUCUAUAAACAUGGACUCCAAAGUUAGUCAACAGUUGCAGCUUAUAGACGAACAGGACUCGUACAUUCAAAGCAGAGCUGACACCAUGCAAAACAUAGAGUCAACCAUUGUGGAGCUCGGGUCUAUAUUCCAGCAGCUUGCUCAUAUGGUUAAAGAGCAAGAGGAGACUGUUCAAAGGAUUGAUGCCAAUGUGGAGGAUGCUCAACUGAAUGUGGAAGCGGCUCACUCUGAAAUCCUUAAGUACUUUCAGUCAGUUACCUCAAAUCGCUGGCUAAUGGUGAAGAUCUUCUUCAUUCUCAUCAUUUUCUUCAUUGUCUUUGUAGUCUUUCUGGCUUAAGCAAGGUAUAACAUUCACACAGGAGGCCAGUGUCCCACUGCACUCACAGCUGUGCCUUACUGCAGUGAUACCAACAUGUGAAAUGCACAUUUUAUUGGCAAGUUCCAUUUUUGUGAGGAUUCUUGGUAAAUAUUUUGCUUUUCAUGUGCACAGUGGAGCAGUGUCUAAAUUUAGCACUUGACUGUUUUUAGAGAAAUACAGUACCACCAAGACACUGCCUGAAGAAACCGUGGUGUCAUUCUUACAGGAAUCCUUCAAAGUGAGGCCCAAACAUGAGCCAAUUAAAACUGAAUUUCCAAGCUGCUAUUGUACAGUAUGGGUAUAGUCCUGGGAGGAGUCUAAAGCAGUAUGUUCAGGUCCUCCAUUUCCCUGCACACCAGUCUGUUCACUUGGUGCACUUUCUGUCCCUUCUUGAAACUACAUUAUUAAAGAACGCUAGCAAGUGUACGUAAAUCUGUGAAGUUAAAUCUUAACCUGUGAAGAGACAGGAAGAGUGGGGGAAAAAACUGGUUUUAAAACGCAACUUCUUUCAGCGACGUGGAUCAGUAUUUACUCAAUGAAAAAGAGAAGUCGGCACAAGAAAAUGGCUUCAGACAACACUUUGACCUGGCAGUCCACUGCUCCUCCACGUUUAUUCCGGAGUAAAUGAAUUGGGCUCUUUUUUUCUGAUUUGGGUGGAAUGGUGAAAUUUUCCAUUUCAGCAUCCGGCACAGUGCUUGGACUGUUUUUGCAGUUAUAUUUAUUACUUUGUAUCACUUCACAUUUAUUUUGGAAGUUUUGUAUUGUUGCUUUGGAAGAUGCUGAGAUUCAUUGUUUGAUUUGGACUACUAGAAAAAUUGGACAUGGGGUGAAAGCAAGCAAGUGUCCUCUUCAGUCUUCUUCUGUUCCCUGUUUCUAAUGUAUUUAAUUAACUAGCCUUUCAAAAUGGGAAUAAAGAACAUGUAACUUAUGUGCAAUAUAUAUAUUCAGAGAGAGAGAGAGAGAGAGAAAUGUUUUGACAUAUGCAUACAUUUCUGUCAGAAUCAUUUUGAUUUCUGCAUUUUUCUACUUUCUUAAAACAAAAUGAAAAAAUGCCAGUUUACUACUUUUUUGAUAAAAUUAGUGAUGGACAUUAAAAUAUAAAGAAACAUUCCACCACUUCAUCCUUUUGACUGGAAAGGGGUUAAGUUAGAAAUGAAUGAACUUGAGUAGAUCUGGUCUUUGUUUUGAUUUUGUUUUUAUUGUAAUUAUAUAGAAUAUUUUUAAUUUGCGUACCACUUGGGGGGGUUGGGGGUUGGGUUAUGAAUUAAAUGACCAUGUUAACUAAAUUUGAUCACUCAAUGUACAGCUAAAUU
Polypterus senegalus (gray bichir) is the source of this 2572-nucleotide messenger RNA. RefSeq names its product syntaxin 5A (gene stx5a). Lineage: Eukaryota; Metazoa; Chordata; Cladistia; Polypteriformes; Polypteridae. Gene Ontology annotation, cellular component: SNARE complex; endomembrane system; Golgi membrane. Gene Ontology annotation, molecular function: SNAP receptor activity; SNARE binding. Gene Ontology annotation, biological process: intracellular protein transport; vesicle fusion; endoplasmic reticulum to Golgi vesicle-mediated transport. The record is from RefSeq and is a predicted model, not a curated record. The transcript is spliced from 11 exons. The coding region runs from base 183 to 1238 and encodes 351 amino acids.